AGGAGGUGUUGAGUUCCUUCGCUCGUCGUGUUCGGACAUGGCGUUCUUGGACACGGAGACUAAGGAAGUGGAUCUUCUGGCCCACAACCUUAAAUCCACGGUUCUAGGGAACUUUGGACACUGCAGACCACGGCCUUUGAAACGCCACCUUCGUCAAGAAGCACGCAGAAUGACGUUUCCGAUGAGGCUCAAGUCAGAUGAUUGCCCAUGAUCAGCAGUGUAUAUUGGAGCUGCGCUUUACGGCCGUCGCGGAUGAUAUUGGCGAGGGAAAAGAAUCAAAUGUUCUCCUCAAGCUUUCACCCGCACUUGCCGCCAUGGUGUGUUUUGCCGCACCGGUACAUGGCAUUCAAAAAGCCUUUCUUCUUAAUUGCGCUGACGAAGCUUACUCUGACAUGCCUGCGCCUGCUGCCCACGCGCUGCACCCCGCAGUUCCCAAACUCGUCGGCAGAAAUGCGCGACAAGAUACCUCAACCAGGUACCUCGCAGCCGCAUCGGAGCUUACGGACUUGUGUAGGAAGGAGAAUACCGAUGUUCUGUUCCUGCCGUGAAUGGUGUUCCACACCCACCUGCCUUUGCGUCUUGCGCGCGACGGUGUUCAGGUUCUCUUGCUCUCGUCAAACCUUGCACGAAACCUUGCGCGCGCGAUCAUGCACAAAGCUUUUUAGGUCCGCGCAAAUUCCCUGUUCCGUAGCGUCACCGCUUGCAAAAUCCCUCGCCCUUAUCGCACCUUCAAUUGACCGGUGAUGUUGAUGACAUUGGCAGGUAGUCGGACGUUUCACCUUGCAGAAUCCGUGCUGUUCACUGCCGUGAUCCUCACAGCCUCAUCGCAGUACUCCACCCACCCAUCCAGGUCCAUCUUCUUUAACACGGUGCUGAACCCGCCGGAGCCUGCCGCAGCACCCUGGUCCCCGCAGUACUUCUGCACGACGCUCUUCUUCAGCCCGCUUUGGUCGCCUGCCCCAUCGGGGUAUUCG
Paraphaeosphaeria sporulosa is the source of this 974-nucleotide messenger RNA. RefSeq lists its product as uncharacterized. The record is from RefSeq and is a predicted model, not a curated record. Bases 208 to 744 code for a protein of 178 amino acids. The transcript has a single exon. Lineage: Eukaryota; Fungi; Ascomycota; Dothideomycetes; Pleosporales; Didymosphaeriaceae.